UGGCGUUGUACUUUUCUGAAUCGCGGUGUUAAGAUUCUCCUGCGCUUAGUGACCUCCUCGGCCCUUAGCCGAUGAUUCAAAGUUAUCCAACUGUCGAAAAUUAAGUUAUAACUGGUGCAGUAAGUGAAUAGUGAAAGUGUUAGUGCGUUAAAUAAUAAAGAGUUGCCUUUUGUGGUCUGCAAUAGCCGGGAACACGUUCACGUAACGGUCCCGUCGUUGAAGCACCUCACGGCACUUUUUGGGUUAACAAACAUUAGACGCUUGCUGGUGAAUUAAUUUUCACGGUGAACCCUGCAUCGAUCCAGGACAAUAAUUAACAUUUUCGUGUGAUUCUUGACGAACAGUUCCGAACUCAAGAUAACAUGGCGUCGAAACGUUCCCGCUCGUUCGCGCAAGCUGCAUUCUCAUUCGACGGUACCCGCGACUAUGAGAAAGUCGAAACUUUUUUGACUUUCGCUCGAAAGUACAAGUCCUACAAAAACAUAGCAGACAGCGAUGCCUUGCAAACUAUUUACAUCAUUCUCAAAGACGAGGCUAAGGCCUGGUGGGAUAGAACAAAUGAAAGCAUUUCGACGUGGGAAGACUUCGAGUCUCAACUGAGAAGAGAAUUUUUACCGAAAAAACCGGCUUACGUUGUUUUUCAAGAGUUAUCUGAACUCAGGCAGAAACCCGGUGAACUGACACAAAGAUUCGUAGCAAAGCAGAGAGCACUCUUCGACCAGUUGGAUCCACCGCUACCCGAAGUUGUACAAUUAGACAUGAUGUAUGGGUUUUUACACCCGAAAAUUCAGGAACAAAUUCCUAGAACGUGUAUUGAAACUUUUGAAGGUUUGUUAGAAGCCGCAAAAGGUUUAGAACAAGAAAAUGCCAAUAACAAGCCGCAGGUCAAUUCGUCUUCUGAAAAUCGUACAGCGAGGAAACGGGUGCGCUGUAACUUUUGUAGAAACUUCGGCCAUGUUGCUGAAGUGUGCAGAAAGAGGCAAAAACUCACCAUUGAUGAGGCGGUUUCUGAAACAUCUACUGAAAAUCAUGAGCCGGCUACCGAAGCAGGUAAUCCAGCACCAGCGCCUUCAGCAAGCCAAGAGCCCAGGAAAGUGUCUUCAACAGUCGAUGGGAAACCUCGAUUCAUGAUAGAAAUCAGCAUUGGAACGGCCAAAGAAAUGGCCAUCGUGGACUCCUCUAUCAAAACAAGUCUGGCAUCGUUCAAAUUCUACAGCUACUUAAAGAGCAUUGGUUUUCAUUUUCAAGAGGAAAAUUCAACAGUAGCCGAAGGGAAUAGCAAGACUGAAAACGCUUUGAAAGGGCGGAUUCCCGUCAAAGUUCGGGACCGAUGUGUGUUAACCACUUUUGUCGUGUAUCCCGAAAGCAAAGAAAGUAGAUCCUUGCUUGGAACAGAUUUCAUAGCUGAUGGUAGAAUUAACUUGAAUUUACAGCAAAUGACGUGGAAUUUUAUUGACGAACCUCUUGUUCAUUAUAGUUUACCGCAAUAUUUACCCAAAAAUUGUGAAAAUACUGAUGCGAACUAAUAAUUAUGUCUUUGGAAACGGUAGAUAACCGGUUUGAUUCUAUUUUUGUAACUUCCGUUCUUAUCGCAUUAAAGUUUUUUUAUUGAAAUA
Messenger RNA from Helicoverpa zea (corn earworm), 1616 nucleotides. RefSeq names its product activity-regulated cytoskeleton associated protein 1-like. Gene Ontology annotation, molecular function: nucleic acid binding; zinc ion binding. Lineage: Eukaryota; Metazoa; Arthropoda; Insecta; Lepidoptera; Noctuidae. The record is from RefSeq and is a predicted model, not a curated record. The transcript has a single exon. The coding region runs from base 363 to 1526 and encodes 387 amino acids.